Molecule: messenger RNA, 4116 nt
Organism: Dalotia coriaria
Lineage: Eukaryota; Metazoa; Arthropoda; Insecta; Coleoptera; Staphylinidae
Product: longitudinals lacking protein, isoforms H/M/V-like
Exons: 5
Coding region: 894-2417 (507 amino acids)
Biological process (GO): regulation of transcription by RNA polymerase II
Cellular component (GO): nucleus
Molecular function (GO): protein binding
Source: RefSeq, a predicted model, not a curated record
GCAGACCGCGCCGCACCACGAAAAGAAACACGCUCGCGACGCACACAUACAUGUGCGCACACUCUGGUGCGCGCACAUAAAAUAUAAAAAAGAAAAUCGAGUAAAAAGAAGGCAUUUUCCAAAUGACUGAACAUUCGAUGGAAAAAACGCGUCUCGCAGCGAGCUGGCCGAGCUGCGGGCACGACGCGGACGACACAUCGUGCGAGCGCUCCGCGUAUUUUUCGAAAAACUCCGUCAAACUCCAAACUCUGCCGUAGAGGUUGGUUCGCGGCGAUAGGCUGCGCUACGUUUUUGUUUACGAUCGCGUUCGCGCUGCGUGCGGCUGGCGGAGCGGCGAGCGGGCGCUCAGCGGCGCACUUGCCGAGUACACGAGUGCCGAGUACGCGCGGUCGCGACCAACGUCGAAAACUCAAAAACAAAACGAUCACGAAACAUUUUUCUAAUAAUUCAAACAAACACACACCGGCGACGAACGCGCGAGUGACUAAACACGAGCGCGCUAACCCAAAAUAAAGAAAUAUUUCCGACUGUCGUCGUCGCCGUCUGAAUGUGCGCGCAGCUCUAAGGUGUUAUUAAUUAAAAUUAACCAAUUAAAAACGAUUAGAAACACUUAAAAUGUUUAAAACGCUAGUGACCAAUUGGACGCGAAGUGUGCAAACGCUCGGCGGGCACGUUCAACUGCGUCGAAAUUAAUUUAGUAAUUUAGCCUGUUUUCCACACACAACAAAACGCUGCUACAAAACGUUGUCGUUGUUGCGUUGAUGUUGUUUUUUUCGUAACGUGUGCCGAACAUUUUUCGCCCCGACCGCAAACUCACAACAAAUGCGUCGGAGGACGUUCGUCAGUUUCUAGAAUCUAGUAGAAGGAGGACGUGCUCACAAAAAAUAAAUUCGAUGAAAAUGUUGCCUCAACAGUACUGUCUCCGAUGGAGAUAUCACCAUUCGAAUCUGCAGACAAUGUUUUCAACGCUGUUGGAACGUGAAGCUUUCUGUGAUGUGACACUAGCUUGUGAGGGUCGGACAAUUAAAGCACACAAGAUUGUCCUCUCCGCCUGCAGCACGUUCUUCGACAACAUACUCACCCAGUAUGAGGAGAAAGAUCCCAUCCUCAUCAUGAAGGACGUGAAGUAUGUGGACAUCAAGGCCUUGGUGGAGUUUAUGUAUAAAGGAGAAAUCAAUGUGGAUCAUUGUCACUUGGCAACACUAUUAAAGACUGCAGAAGAAUUAAAAAUUAAAGGCUUAGCCGAAGUGUCUUGGAAGGAUGAGGACGAAAACAAUCCAGAGAUCACAAAUACUAAUGGGACUGGCAUUCACGCCGCGCUGCAGAAUGUAUCAGCUGUGAUGGAGUCGCCGGGGCGGACGGAUACGUGCAAAAGAAAGCGUGGUCGGCCGCCCAUAGACGAUUACGAUUAUAUGACGGCAGCGGCGACGGCGGCGAAGGUGCCCAACGCCGGUACAACCUCCGACGACUACUCCAAUGACGCCCCGUCGCCGGAAAAUCAUUCCAGCUUCGACGACGAGGCGGCCAACUGUGAUGACGAUGCUGGCGACACGCUGCCGGCUGUUGUUCAGCAGUUGAAAGUGAAGCCUGACUACAAAAUCAAAAUGGAAUAUCAAUCUCAUGACGAUUCGGACGGUGGCACCACCACUGUCAAUGACCAAAACGACGCAUCGUCGCAACGCAAUGAAGCCAUUCCUGCCAAACAUUACCACAACUCGACCAACUCCAAUUCCCUACUGAAAGUGAUGUCGUCGACACCUUCGGCUAGUACAUGCAACCUGUCGGCGAGUGCGUCCGCCUCGCUGCUGACUGCCGCAUUGGAGAAAGAAUGGCCGGACGUGGUGAAGAUGAACGAUUAUUUGAACACUGGCAGACGUCAGCAGUUCUGGGAGGAACCGUUCACGAAGCGCGUCAUGGAUGCCAUCAAACACAAGAAUCUCGAGAUGAAAAUCGCCGCCGAACUGCUGGGUGUCUCCUAUGGCACCCUUUAUGGGCGAUAUCGGGAUGCUUACGGAUGUUUAAAACAUCCCUACAGAAUUAAAGACUUUUGGACGGAACAAGGCCCAACCGACGUCUUACAUAAGCUGAAGCGUAAAGAGAUUACACUUUUUCGAGCCGCCGAACAAUUAAACGUCACGCCGCAGACGCUGUCGAACUAUCUUAUAUCCAUGGCCGUUAAUGAGUCCAACACGUCGGGCGCGCAGCCACCGAGCACCAACGACCAAUACGAGGAUAUCGAAUGGGACGACGAUAACGAGGUGAUUACUCCAGACGCGCUUUACCAACAGAUCACCUCUGUGGUGGCGUCUACGAGCAACGUGCUGCCGAACUGCCCCGACAUCACUAUCAUUAAAAAGGAGAAGAUGGACACGAGUAGGAUCAACAAUAACUCUGAUCAUUCCGACGCAACGCACUGAAACUAACUCUUAGGUAGGUCGAUAAAACGACAAACAAACUAACGACCAAAACAACAAAGUCAAACAAGUGUAAUACAAAAACAACUAACUUCAAGUUGUACAUUAACGUAAAACUAUUCGAAUGUUAAUGUUCAACGAAGGAUUCGAUGAAAAUCGCAACAAUUUAAACGAUAAGAUUGAACCAAAUAACAAAUGUGCAAAAAUCUAUAUUGACAAUUGAUAAUUCCACGUGUCUACGUUUAGUAUUUUAUACAGACCAAAGUAAUGAGUAAUUUUUGUACGUGUCGCAGAAAAGUGCCGGUACUUUAGUUCGAUGAUGAUUUACUUCAUGCUGCAUCAUUUGUAAAAGGACGGCAUUAUAUUUUACGAUUACCUGCUAUCAAAUAGUAUGGACGAAUACAAUUCAUAAUUCAUGUAUGCUAUACAAAAAUAACUUCAAAUCUAAUCCAGUUGAGUAUGAAGCAAUAAUAGAAAACCGUAACACACAUUAAAUGCCUGUUACAAUAGACUUAUAAAAACAUACAUAAUACAUUCAACAAAGUAGUGAUAUGAGAAAUACCAAAUAAUAAAAUGCAUCAAACUUACUCCUCUAAGUUAACGAAUAAUUGAUAAUUAAAGAGCUUUAACUUUUUUCUUUCUAAUCAAAUAUUAAGGAACAUUAUACACGCGUACUGUUAUAGCGAGUAUGCCCGCUUGAAAACGACGCUUUUCGAGCACAUAUAAAACCUAUGUAUAUUAUAAUAACGUAACUAUGUAUUAUAACUUGAUAUCAAAGGCAUUCGUAUGCAGACAUGAAUAUUACAUGACGCGUUAUAGAAACCAUAUUAUACACACCUUAUUAACAUUAUGAGAAUUAAUAUAUAUGACGCAAAACGGGAAGCAGAGACAGAGAAGAGAUAUAUUUAGCUAGAUAGAUUGAUAAUGAUGAUCAUAUGAAGAUAGGUAGAUAGAAAUUAUAUACUUAUAUAGGAAAAGAACUAUUAAAUUCGCGAUAUUUUCGUAUGGUAUCUGAGUAUCUACAUAACUAAUCAUUGUGUCGAUUUGACGAAUUUAUUUAUGUAUCAUUCUAUUAUUGGCUGAGUAUAGGCACAAACUGAUCAAAACAACACACACAAACUGGCAUGCUUCUUCAAUUGAUGCUUGAAAUAUGGGAGAAAAUUAACGAAAAACAUUGAUCUCGACAUGGAACACACAUAUGUUUAGUUUAGUCGUUAUUUUCGCAAAACUAUAAUCGAAAAUCCAAAAAGGUAUCCAAAGUAUUCUAUAACGAUCUAACAUUUAUUAUUAUACAUAUGUAUUUUUAUUUUUUUGUUUCUACUUUUUUGUUAGUGAUGUUAUCUUUAACCGUUUUCUAUCUGCAAAUGUUUAUUAUUUUUGUAUAUAACAAAAUUUUUAUUAAGUUUUCUAGUUUAUUGCCAAGUUGAUGUGUAAUGCAAUAUUCCUCUGUUCGUUUUUAUAACUUAUUCCGAACAGCGUAUUAGUUGUUACCUUUCUUUUUAUUCGUGAUUGAAAAAAUCAAAAAAAUACAAUGCUUUAUCAUUCUUAGAAAUCGUUUAUUAUAAUUAUGAUGUAGAUGAUGAGAAAAUAUUUAUGUAUGUAAAAUGAAUUAUUCCUAUAUUCACAAAAAGCGUAUAUUGAAUAAUAUCUUUAAAGAAACAAUGAUGAAGUAAUAAAGAACAAGUUCGUGAAACGAAAUUAA